Messenger RNA from Candoia aspera, 900 nucleotides. RefSeq names its product nth like DNA glycosylase 1 (gene NTHL1). Gene Ontology annotation, molecular function: DNA binding; oxidized pyrimidine nucleobase lesion DNA N-glycosylase activity; DNA-(apurinic or apyrimidinic site) endonuclease activity. Lineage: Eukaryota; Metazoa; Chordata; Lepidosauria; Squamata; Candoiidae. Bases 16 to 864 code for a protein of 282 amino acids. The record is from RefSeq and is a predicted model, not a curated record. Gene Ontology annotation, biological process: base-excision repair; base-excision repair, AP site formation; nucleotide-excision repair. The transcript has 6 exons. Gene Ontology annotation, cellular component: nucleus.
UGGGCGGGCGGGGCCAUGCGCGCGGGACGCAGCCUCUCCGCCCAGCGGCAGCUGAGCAGAGCGCGAGCAGCAACUGAGACCCUCUGCACAAGAAAUCCCCAGAGGGGGGGGGAAGUCUGCAUUGCCUACGAACCCCCAGGGGGAGAUGAGGCGGAGGAGGCAGCUGAGCCCAAGAAGCAGAAAUGGGAACCAGCCAGCUGGGAACAGCAGCUGGCCAACAUUCGGGAGAUGCGGAGGAAAAGGGACGCCCCCGUGGACCAGAUGGGGGCCGGGGCAUGCUUUGAUAGGGAGGCCCCUCCAGAGGUGAAGCGCUACCAGAUUCUGCUGUCGCUCAUGCUCUCCAGCCAGACAAGGGACCAGGUGACCUCAGCAGCCAUGAUGCGCCUGAGGGAGCAUGGCCUAACGGUGGACCGGAUCCUGGAGACCGACGAGGAGGCUCUGGGCCGGCUCAUUUACCCUGUCGGCUUUUGGAGGAACAAGGUGCGAUAUAUCCAGAAAACUACAGCAAUCCUGAAGCGGGACUACGCUGGUGACAUCCCACGGACUGUUGCAGAGCUGGUGAAAUUACCUGGGGUCGGUCCGAAGAUGGCCCAUCUGGUUAUGGACAUUGCCUGGAAGGAUGUUUCAGGAAUCGGUGUGGAUACACAUGUGCAUCGGAUUUGCAACAGGUUAAAGUGGGCGAAGAAGGAAACGAAGCUUCCAGAGGAAAUGAGGCAAGCUCUGGAGGAAUGGCUGCCCAGGACUCUCUGGAGUGAGAUCAACUGGCUCAUGGUUGGCUUCGGGCAGCAGAUCUGCUUGCCUGUCCGUCCACAUUGCAGUGAAUGCCUCAACAAGGACAUCUGCCCAGUAUCCACGAAGCGCUGAAGAACACCGCCCCCCCCAGGCCUUUCUGUCUUGGGG